AGCCGUGUGGCCGACAGGUGAGCUUUACCAGGAAGGUGAGUGUUUAGUUAAAGUAAAACUCGCCUUUGCCCCGCGGCGGCUGACAGCAGGCUCCGGGGGCCAUUAUGCACCAGGCAGUCGGCUCGCCAGGAUGUCCGUGAGCUACCUGUUGGAAAGGGACGGCGGCGCGAUGUACAGCAACCCCACGCGGCACGUCAACCUCGGCUACGGCCACCAGAACGUGUACCCGUCGCCGCCGUACUCGGACUAUGCCGGCUACCAUCACGUCUCAGCCGUGGGGAACGAGCACCAUCACGGAGCCCAGAGCGGCGGCGCGUGGAAUCCCGUUUACGCGCCUGCGCACGAAGAGUGGCCGCUGUACGCGCACGGCGCCACGCACGCGCCCUUCCCGAGCCUCGGGCCAGUGAACGCGGGGAACGUCAGCGGCCUAGUGGCGCCGCAGGAGCAGCGCAGCGCGUCGACUGUCCCCGGCCCUCCUCAGCUGUCCCCCGUGUCUGAGAGGGACCAGGCCGAGUGGGCGAGACGCACAGGACCCCCCGCGAGCACAGGAGGGAAGACGAGGACAAAGGACAAGUACAGGGUGGUGUACAGCGACCACCAGCGCCUGGAGCUCGAGAAGGAAUUCCACUUCAGCCGCUACAUCACCAUCAGGCGGAAAGCUGAGCUCGCCGUGGCUCUCAGCCUCUCCGAACGCCAGGUAAAGAUCUGGUUUCAGAACAGACGUGCCAAAGAGAGGAAGAUGAACAGGAAGAAGAUCCAGCAGUCGCAGCAGGCCUCCACCACUACAGCCACUCCACCAGACGUCGAUAUCCACGCGAACGCUGCUAUAGUCGCAAGCACCAGCGGCAGCAUGUUGACAGACACGUUAUCUACGGCUAUUAAAGAAGAAUACUAAAAACUGCUGAUAGCAGAGGUGGAACAUGCAAUGUGGACGUUAAACCAAAGAAACCAAACGUUUACACUACACUCUCAGUGAUAUCAAUAAAAACACAUGGGAAAAUUUUCUACACAAGAAAUAGCAAAUGAAGCACAGUAUUUUAAUUGCUUUUCAGUUAUAACAGAAAUUGCCAUCAUGAUUAAGGAGAAGCAUAAGCUUCCAGGAUAUGCAGCUGUUUUAAAGCUCUCACCAAUUAUUGAUUAUGUACCUUUUUAGAAAGUUUAGUCUAUAUGUGAAAUGUUGUAUGAACUGUAUGUGUGAAAUGUUUUGUACUGUGUGCCAAACCAAUGAGACUAUUAACUAUUUGGAACAAGUAAAUAAACUAUAAAUAUGAUACGUUAAUCUUUGUAUGCAGAAUAAAAAGUAAAUAUUGUAAAACAUAAGAAUUCUGUAAUUCUUAAAAAAAAAAAAAGUUGUAGGAGUGGACUUGUGUUUUAUGGCUGUAAGUUUUCUCAUUUGGUGAUGCUACAAGAGUAAAUAAAUACACGGUUGUCAUGUGAAAAAA
Pangasianodon hypophthalmus (striped catfish) is the source of this 1442-nucleotide messenger RNA. RefSeq names its product caudal type homeobox 1a (gene cdx1a). The transcript is spliced from 3 exons. The record is from RefSeq and is a predicted model, not a curated record. Lineage: Eukaryota; Metazoa; Chordata; Actinopteri; Siluriformes; Pangasiidae. Gene Ontology annotation, molecular function: RNA polymerase II transcription regulatory region sequence-specific DNA binding; DNA-binding transcription factor activity, RNA polymerase II-specific. The coding region runs from base 131 to 895 and encodes 254 amino acids. Gene Ontology annotation, biological process: animal organ morphogenesis; cell differentiation; anterior/posterior axis specification. Gene Ontology annotation, cellular component: nucleus.